This is a messenger RNA of Dicentrarchus labrax (European seabass), 6702 nucleotides long. Its product is annotated as pro-neuregulin-3, membrane-bound isoform. The transcript has 9 exons. NCBI's taxonomy places the organism in Eukaryota, Metazoa, Chordata, Actinopteri, Moronidae. The record is from RefSeq and is a predicted model, not a curated record. Gene Ontology annotation, biological process: nervous system development; intracellular signal transduction; animal organ development. Bases 1707 to 3869 code for a protein of 720 amino acids. Gene Ontology annotation, molecular function: chemorepellent activity.
GUGCCUGCGUUUUUUUUCCCCCCUUCUCAUUCGUUCUCUGUCUCUCAGCGGCGGCAGCUCAGGGAGGCAGCUGUAUGUGCGCCUGCAUCACAGUUGCCACAGGUAAAGACAGCUGCAUUGUCGGAUGUUGCCAACCCUACAGGGGGUUGGGGAGCCUUUGCUGCUGCGGUUGCAAGUUCCCAUCCCAGCGUGGGGUGCACAUUUGUAAUCAUCUCCAAGAAAGCAUCCUGGUGGGAAGGACGAGCAGAGGAUCCCAGCAACCCGACCAACAAAUCACAGGCUGACUGGAAAAAGCACAGGCUUUCAGGGACUGAGGAAAAAGCACCACUCAGAAAGAGAGAAGAGACAGUCAGUGGGAUAUUUUUAAACAUUCUGGCCUCCUGUUUGUUUUAUUCCUCUUAUCUUUUGCUUUCUGCUCUUUCUGUUUCCAUCAUUUCCAUCCACUCCCUGCUUCUCAUCCUCUUCCUCUCUCAUUUUAUCCCUCUGUGGCGGAAUGUUCCCUUGAAAUAGAUGAGAAGAGGAUUUCUGAGUGCUUGCUGCAGUAUUAACGGACAGUAUACUGAGACAGCAGGGCGCUGAGCGGACAGCUUGGGGAAAUCUGAUCCACAGCCGGCUGGAGAAGGAGCGGGAUCACGCGUCGCAGUUGCAGAUUUAUCCGCCCUGUGAUACCACUGCGCGACAACACCCCUCAUUCUUUUCUUUUUUUCCCCCUCUCCCUCUCUCUGUCCUCAUCUGAAGUGUUGCUUUUUAACUGGAUCUGGAAAAUUAAUUGGAUUCUACUGCUUUAUUUUUAGCCUCACUGGAAUUUAGAGCACACAUUAAGGAAGCAAAGUGGGUUUGGAUCUUAAGAGUGAUAAAGAAAAUUCUCAAAAAAAGGAGAGGCUGAUUGAAAAGCAAUGGGCAACAAAGAUAGCGGAUAAUCCAAGGAGAGUGUUUGACAGACGCAUAAACGACAGAUCUCUUUGCUCUCGCUCUCUUUCAGUUACAAAAGAGACAGAUUUUGGGAGCUGAGGGACGCUGACUCUGCUAAAGCUGUUGGAACAGGCUGCAUUGGGAAACAUCUUUCUUUUUUUUUGGUCCUGCACAGGGUGGGGAAGCAACAAGACCCACCCUGCAAGUUUCAAUGCCCUGAUUAGACAACUGUCCCGUCGUGGAUUGUAUAUUGAAGGGACAUACAUGCUUGAGAAAUAGAAAUAGCUGUGGAUUUUUGCUGCAGUGCCAUCCAAACACUGAUGCCAUAGAUUCCUCACAUGCACAGAUGUAAAGCUCGCAACCUCCCAUCUUUCUCUUUGUCCCUCUUUUCCCUGUUAGAAGCAUCACUUCUUCCUCUCCUCUGGCUUACCCUGCUGUAAACGUUCUUGAAGUUUACUGUUGCUUCCGUUGGACAUAGGGAGUUGGGCAGGACUAAACACGGACAAAUCGGACGAUUAUCUGUUCACGCAGCUCCUUCAUUUCUCACUUGGUGUGUCUCUGAGUGUGAGUGUGUGUGCUUGUGUGUUUGUGAUUGUGUGUCUGCAUGUAUCUCCUGAACCCCUCCCCUUCUCUCUAUCCUUGGAUUACAUAUUUGUAUACGUGUUAUUGAGUGUUUAAUUCCUGUGGGGUCCUUUUUGUAUCCAUUUCUUUCCCUUUGUCUCUUCUCAAUGUCCGGCAUUGUUGGGAACCUUUCUGUCAUUUGCUACCGAUGCCUAUCACAGGGUUAACCCCCAAUGAGCCAUAAAGGACGGCAGGGAAGAAUGAGUGAGUGUUCUGGGGCAGCUGUUUCCGGGGCGGUGAUCCUGGAAGAACCUGAAGCUUCAGGGGCUUCAGGGGGCCGUGGUGAGGGCCAGGCCCAGGAUCAGGGUCCCAUUCGCUGUGCGGUUUGGCCUCGCCAGCAGACAUGGCUGUGUGUGGUCCCCUUACUUAUCGGUUUCAUUGGCCUUGGAUUGAGCCUGAUGCUGCUGAAAUGGAUUGUUGUUGGUACUGUACGGGAUUAUGUGCCAACAGAUCUGGUGGAUGCUAAUCGAAUAGGCCAGGAUCCUAUCUUCCUGUCAAAGCCAAGUGGGAUUCCCAAAGGUCCCGAUACUACCACCACCACAACUACUCCCACAGUUGAUGGUGGGAACCCCACGCCAAGAACUGUAACUGUUGCAAAAGGUAGAACUCGUUCCACUGCUACUACAACUACUAUAAACCCUAGAGGGGGUGGAGCCUCGGGUAGCCAAGUAACCCCUCGGAAUCCUGUAAAUCGUAACGGACGUGGACCUUCGGGUUUUACUACAACCACUGCAGCGUCGCAGACGACCUUCAUAAUUAGGGUGGCAACAUCUAGCCCCUCACCAUCCAAUCCUACAGUACUUCAUGAUUCUACGCAGAUGUGGACCCCAGAGCAUACUACUACUGAGGCGGUCUCCACCACAGCCUCCACGCGCACGCACAGCCACCGCAAAACACCAUCUCCAACUGUCCCUCCGCUACACUCGGAGCAUUUCAAACCCUGUCAUGAGAAGGACCUGGCCUACUGCCUGAACGGCGGCGAAUGCUUUGUCAUCGAGACGCUCAGUGGGCCCCACAAGCACUGCAAGUGUCGAGAAGGCUACCAGGGAAUCCGCUGUGACCAAUUUCUGCCCAAGACAGACUCCAUCCUGUCUGACCCAAAUCACUUGGGCAUCGAGUUUAUGGAGAGCAAAGAGGUGUACAAGAGACAGGUGCUGUCAAUCACAUCCAUCGCCAUGGCAAUCAGUCUCCUGGGAACCCUGUGUAUGGCCCUCUACUGCCGCAACAAGAGGCGCCGAGAGAAGCUUCAGGCCCACCUGAAGGAGAGUCGCAGUUUGAAAAACUACACUGCUAAUUCCCAUACUGCCCUGGAUGUCAAGAUAAGGGCCCCCAAUACCAACCUGCAAAUGCAUGAGUACUGCAAACGCUCCUCCCAGUCUCGCCAGGGAAAUGUUUGUGAGUCCAGCUUUGCACAUUGCAACAUCUCUACUACGCCAUCCAGCAGCUCCAGGGGCACAGCAAAACAUCACAGAAGUGGUUCCUUGUCUCACAUUCCGGAUCAGAGAACCCGGGCAGCCCACUGGACAGCUCCACGCAGGACCCCGCCCAUACCCAGGGGAAGACUAAAUCCAAUUGGAGGAUCGAAAUAUUCAGGCCCCGCCUACCAACACCUUCAAGAAGUAGACUCAUCUGAGAGGGAGGCUGAAGCACAAAGAGGUUGCCAAAUGCAGGGAGAGAACCAAUUUGACGACCCCAGACGAGAUGCCUUCCUACAUAUGCAAUCUCCUGUUUCCAUGGAGACAACUUCGCCCCCGCCUUGGAGUGGCCGCAUGGAGGUGCGUUCCGGCCUUUGCGCUCCGCCUCAGCACGGCGAUGCGAAUCCCGCCACCCGCAGCCUGCGCAGGCCUGGACGCCGUCACAGCCACUCCCCGCCUCCUCCGUUCCGCUCCUGCUCUAUCCCCAUCAUCCCCUCCGUCCAGUGUCACCAUGACAACGAGGUGUCUUGUAUGCAAACGAGCAUCACCCCAGCAGCCACAGCGAUGUCAGUUACCUGUGGAGCCAUGCCCUGCAAGGAAGAGCGGAGAGAGAAGCUAGCACGCGCAGCGUUUUCGUCUUCUUCCUGCUCGUCCGCCAUUGGCCAGCAGCAGGAUGAGGUGGCGCUGCUGCUGGAGGAGGCCCAGGAGCAUCUCAGGGCGUUGGCUCACAGGAAGCAGGAAGAGGGUGGGGUUAGCGGUGGGAGCUCGGCGGCCGUGCUGGUGGAAGCCAGAGAAACUUUGGUUUGCUUCCUGAACCUUAACGGAGGAAGCGCUGGGGCGUUGAGCUGUAACGGACCCACGCAGACCCAGUUACUCAGCCCCAGCCUAUCACACAGAGACCUGGGCCAAACCAGCCAAUGAAAGGACAGGAUUUAGGACAUUCACUUUGGUUUGACAGCAUUUGACAGACUCUGGUGUUCUGCAUCUGUGGGACACAAAUGGAAACGCUGAAUAAAAAAAAAAGUAAAAUCUUGGAAACUCUGAAUAUGUGCAGAUGAUAUGCAUACUGUGUGGAUAGAAACAUACAAACACUUGUUGAGUGGCGGCCUUUACACCGACUGACAGUAUGGAAAAAGAGAAAAAAAUAUUUACAUGCAUUUAUUUACAAAACAAGAGAAACACGUCUACUUAGGCAAAAAGAAACCAAAUAGUCUGUCAAAUCCAUGGUGUUUUUAAUUGUAAAAAGAAUAUAUAAAUAUAUAUAUAAAUAUAUAUGGAUAUAAAUAUAUGGAAUUCAAAAAGUGACCAAGUACAAAGUUGAAGAACACAGGAAUGAUGUAACUAUUUUUCUUUUUUUUCUUCUCCCUGUUUUGUAUUAACUCUGUCACAUUUUGGUUUUGCUCAAUUCUAACGAAAAACGAACUUCAUUAACGUCCCGCCGCACGUCCACGAGCCGUGAUUCCGUGAGCGUGCACAGAAUCCAAAACGGCAAAACGUGGAAGGAGCCUCCACACAAAUCCCCCCUCCCUCUUGCAUUAUGAAAACCUGUCUACCCAGCCAAGAAUUACAGUACAGCCCUCUGUGGUUACCAACCACACUUUGAGGAUUUACGACACAAAACAAAAACUCCCCAGCUGUGUGUGUGUGUGUGUGUGUGCUGGAGGUGCAGCAAGGGACGAGAGGGAGAAGAAGGGAAAACAAGAAACAACUUCUUCUGCAGUUGGUCGGAUUUGGGAGGGUCAAAGACAGCCCAGAUGCUGACUCCCCUUCGUCCAGCAUUUCAAACCAAUCUAGAUUAUUUUUCUUUUUGUUAGAAAUUAUAUUUUCACAUACAUAUGCACAUACACACACACACACACACACACACACACACACACACACACACACACACACACACUCACCUGUGCAUUAUUUUUCAGUCGGUUGAAUGGAUGGACAGAAGGACAAAGGAAGGACAGAGGGCUAAGGGUUACCACAGGAGCUAAUGUGACAUUUUUUAGUUUAUUUUUGUUUUUGGUUAUUAAUGAACAAUGCUGCUUUCUGGGGCUGAUGGGAGGGAGAACCACUCGGUUAUGGUAUUGAAACAAGAAAUAAAUGUCUCUAUGUUGUAUCCUAUGAAUUGGACGCUUUUGAAUCUCUGUAUGAAGUUACAGACAAAUGUUUCUCGUGACAAAAAGUAAAAAAAAAAAAAAAAAAUGGUUGCAAUUCUGGUAAAGAUUUUUCAAAAUAAGAGUUGUUUUGGUGAAUUGCUUGGACAUUGGACAUUCUGACUCCUUAAAAGCACCCUGUCCAAACAUGCAUGCUGGAUAACAUCAGUCUGGUUUACACCGACACACUCUACUUAUCCUCUGGCCUUUUCACACACAAUCUGGACUAAACUGGCUUGCAAAUCGGUCACAAAGUUCUUUAUAUUACCCGUGAAAGAAGCUGGUAGUUCCCUCACCAUGUUGCCCAGAAUACAGAAAUCAGAAAUAUUAGGUUUUAAAACAUGGUUUCAUUUCAAGACGCCAUACUGUACAUCUAAUUAUGAAAAGAUCUCGAUGUCAAACUUUCCAAAGCACAAAUGUUUCCAUCCGUUUAACUUUGUGUCUAUUAAUGUAACGGGUCGUGAAACAGGUUUUAAGUAAAUGUGGUAAUGUAGUAAUCAUAUUAGAUCUUUUUUUAUUCCAACAGUCCAACUUUCCAGAUAUUUGACAUUACAUAAAUAAAGGGGAAAGUUGGCGUUGCUAUUAAGGAAUUCUAACAAUAUGAUUAUAGUCGAUGGUGGUUUUAUUUAAAAUCCACCUGCAUCACACAUUAAUGGGAGGAGAAGUUGAACAAGGAAUUAGUUUUUCGGGCAGAAAACUGCGACAUGUGAAUGUUAUGGAAUCCGUUCAGCUCCUUGCAGCUAAAUUGAAACCUUUCAGAUGUGUUUGAUUAAAGUAAAAAAUUCAAAUGUUUAAUUUGGAAAAACAAGCCAACUCAGUUUUAAAAGCAAAAGCUGGAACUUUCUACAAUAAGCAGAAGUAGCACCAAUUUUCUGUUUAGCAGUGUUUUUUAUCUCAUCAAAAUCAAUGGGUUAGUGGCUUGUUAUUACUCUUGGACAACACUUUAAAACAUACUUCUGAAUAUUUUAAGUUUUUGAUAUGAAAUAAGUCACACUGAACACUCAAAGCAGCCCUCCUUCAAGCUUUACGAAGGUGGCACCCUGUUAACAAACUGCUUUUACCCAACAUGUUGCCAUCUUCUGUACUCGUGUGUGACCGACGCUCCUCAGUGCAGAAAGGUCUGAUUCAAUAACCCGACACCCUGGACAAGUUCUCCUGAGAAUUCACUCUAAUCAAAUCGCUCACAAUGGCUGAUCCUUCACCAUUCAGCUCUGCCAUCUUUUUUUUAUAAACGCCUGAAUGGCAAGGCUAAAUCUUCUUCAGCGCACACUAGCACACACAAAAAUCAGCCCAGAGCUUGCUUGCUUUCUUUAUUUCUUCCUUUCUUUCAUCCUUUCUUUUUUUAAUUUAAAGACUUAGUUUGCCAUGCUGCCAUUAAACCCUUAAAACGAGCUUUUCUAUAUCAAUUGUUGAACCUCUGCAGUUUUGGUUAUUUGAUACUGACGACCAUGAAAUCCAUAAUGUCCACAACAGAACAAACACUGGUGACUUAUGGAGGUUGAUGUGCUUCUGUGCAUAGACACAGUGCAAAAAAACAUGUGAAUUUGUUUGUUUGACCAACUGUAAUCAGUGUAUGAGCUUUUAACAGAUAAAAGUCUGCAAGCAUU